This is a messenger RNA of Malassezia sympodialis ATCC 42132, 2610 nucleotides long. RefSeq names its product dynamin-related GTPase MGM1 (gene MGM1). Gene Ontology annotation, molecular function: microtubule binding; GTPase activity; GTP binding. Gene Ontology annotation, biological process: receptor internalization. Lineage: Eukaryota; Fungi; Basidiomycota; Malasseziomycetes; Malasseziales; Malasseziaceae. Gene Ontology annotation, cellular component: microtubule; plasma membrane; cytoplasm. The record is from RefSeq and is a predicted model, not a curated record.
AUGUUUCGCCUUAUCCGCCUUCCUCUCGCGGGCUUUGCUACAGCUGGAGGAGCAUAUGCUUAUGCCAAUUACAAGGUGGAAGGAAUCAAAAAUGCCUUGAACGAGUUUUGGACGUCGGCCAGUGAGUCAGCAUCAGGCCUGUAUGACUCUGUCUCUGAAACUUCGUCAGAUCUCUUUGAUUCGGCUAGGACGGGGUUCCGUUCCCUUAUGCAGCGUUUGGAAGACAUGAAGAGUGCCCACUUCUGGGAUAAUACAGAAGUGGGGGAAAAGUCGGACGAUUCUUCUGAGGAAGAACUCAACGGUGGUGGCGGUGGCGGUGGCGGUGGCGGUCUAGGUGCUGCUGCUGCUGCUAUUGGUGCUGCCUUAACUGGCUCGUCGAGCGACGAAGAGGAUCGUGAUGACAAACACCAUGAAAACCAAGAUGAGCUGAUGCUUCUUACGCGUAAACUAAUUGAAGUGCGUAAUAUUUUGAAAACGAUUGAUCAUGAUUCGGAUGAGCUCGUUUUACCUAGUAUCGUGGUAAUUGGAUCACAAAGCAGUGGAAAGAGCAGCGUUUUAGAAUCUAUUGUUGGUCAUGAAUUUCUUCCAAAGGGCAAUAAUAUGGUGACUAGGCGUCCUAUUGAACUUACACUUGUUCAUGUUUCGAAGGAUAGGGAGCCUGCGGAUGGCAUCGUUGAAUUUGGUGAAUUUCCGGGGACAGGCAUGGGAAAGAUAACAGACUUUACGAAGAUCCAAAAGAUUCUGUACGAUAUGAACAUGUCUGUACCGCAACAUGAAUGCGUGUCCGAGAACCCCAUUGAACUUCAUAUCCACAGCCCCGACGUGCCCGAUUUGUCUUUGAUUGACUUGCCUGGCUAUGUGCAACUGAGCUCUAUGGACCAGCCUGAGGAGUUGCGCGAGAAAAUCGCGGGUCUUUGCAACAAAUAUAUUAAGGAGCCGAAUGUUAUCUUGGCGGUGUGUGCUGCAGAUGUCGACCUGGCUAAUUCACCGGCACUUCGUGCAAGUCGCAAAGUAGACCCGUUGGGCUUGCGCACAAUUGGCGUUGUGACAAAAAUGGACCUCGUCUCGCCAGAAGUGGGGGCUUCGAUUUUGAACAGCAACAAGUACCCUCUUUCACUUGGUUACAUCGGUGUAGUUUGCAAGCCACCGCCGCAAGUCGGGCAAUCAAUGUUCGCCCUGUCGCGGAGCAACUCAAUCAUUCAGCUCACGCAAGAAUACGAAAAGCGUUACUUCGACGAGCAUCAUGAACACUUCUCGGCACCCACACGAGGACGAAAUGCUGGAGUUGCACCUCUAGUUGGCACUGACAAGCUUCGUCAGCGAUUGAUGGUGGUCCUGGAAGAACAUAUGGGCUCUUCUUUGAGCGGGGUCUCCAAUCUUGUGCGCUCAGAACUAGAUGAUGCUGCCUACCAAUUCAAAGUGCAGUACAAUGAUCGUCAAAUUACCCCUGAAACAUACGUCGCCGAGGUGAUGGAUGUCAUGAAGCAGCGCUUUAAACUCUUUGCUUCUAGUUUUGGUAAACCGGAAGUGCGUUUGUUGCUAAAGAGUGCCCUAGAUGACAAAGUCAUGGAUAUUUUGGCUCAAGUGUAUUGGCAGGACUCGGAGCUUCCAACCUUAAAUGAGUUGAGCCGACAGCGCAAUGUGAAGGUAGAGGACCUCGAUCCCUCAUGGCUAAACAAGCUUGAGCUGUGUUCAUCGUCGUUGACCAAGAGUGGCAUUGGACGAAUGAGUACGCAGCUCGUUGCCACAACUAUCCGCAACCAACUGGAACAGUUGGCUACAGCUGAUCCAUUCAACCAUCAUGUUGAAACUGCUCAGCGCAUUAUUGCAUUUGGAAGUGCCUUGCUAAAGGAUCGUUUCGCUAUCACAGCGGACCAAGUUGAAAAUUGUGUAAAGCCGUUCAAGUAUGAAGUCGAGAUGGAUGCUCGAGAGUGGGAGAAAGGUCGCCAGCAAUCAGUUCAGUUGAUGAAAAAUGAACUCGAUAUGUGUAAUGAAGCGUACGAUCGCCUUAGAAAGCUUGUUGGAUCUAGGCGUUUGCGCGGCGCUAUUGAGUACAUCACACAAUUAGAAGAACGCGAGCGCAAGCGUGUUUCAGAACGUUUGGAGCAAGUGGAGGGACCUGCGCCUGACCUGGAGUCUGAGGACCAGAGCGACCCGACUCGGCCUGGUUUCAACGCGGCUCUUCUGAUGAAAGCAAGAGAGGCGCGAUUCUUGCAGGAUCGUGCGGACAUUCUCCGCCUGCGUCUGGCUGCACUUAAAUCUAGUCGCUGCAAGCUAGGUCCUGAGUCUCAAGCCUUCUGUCCGGAGACCUUUUUGAACGUGGUGGCUGAUAAGCUCACGUACACUGCCGUCAUGUUUAUCAACAUCGAGCUACUCGCUGAAUUCUUCUAUCAGUUCCCGCGGGAGAUCGACGCUCGUCUUGGCUAUGACAUGACACAUGAAGAUAUGGUUAAUUUCGCCCGUGAAAACCCAGCGAUUCGCCAUCAUAUUGAUCUGCAGGAGCGCAAAUCGAAAUUGGAGGAGGUUAUGUUAAGGCUAGAUGAGCUCACACGGCUGUACCGCGAUAAAAUGCCCUCGAAACCGUCGUCAUCUAAGUGGCUCUUUUUCUAA